Messenger RNA from Sipha flava (yellow sugarcane aphid), 405 nucleotides. RefSeq lists its product as uncharacterized. The coding region runs from base 1 to 405 and encodes 134 amino acids. The transcript is spliced from 5 exons. NCBI's taxonomy places the organism in Eukaryota, Metazoa, Arthropoda, Insecta, Hemiptera, Aphididae. The record is from RefSeq and is a predicted model, not a curated record.
AUGCUUAACGAUGAUUUCAUACAUGUUUGUAGCAAAAAUCACCUAAAUAAGUUAUUAUACACGCGUUGCACGUUCCGUUCUAGUAGUUCGAGAAGAAAAGUAUUGUUGGAAUUGAUACACACGUAUGCCGUACAAGUAAGGAAAAUCCACAUUCUUAGCAUAGAUCUGACCAAACACGUUUUGAAGAAUACGAACUCGAAAUCUUUGUAUUACACCGCACGAACGGUAUUAUUAUUACAUACUACUGUAACUUCGAACGGUAAAUCCUCGUGGUACACUCUUUACGGACGGCCCAUACGAGUUUUUAUUCCAUACAGUUGUGUACGAGGAUUCAACGGUAAAGUUGAACAAGUCAUAGAGCGUACGACGAUCGGGGCAGGUAUAUUGUGUUCAAAAGCUACCUAA